Molecule: messenger RNA, 3432 nt
Organism: Gasterosteus aculeatus aculeatus (three-spined stickleback)
Lineage: Eukaryota; Metazoa; Chordata; Actinopteri; Perciformes; Gasterosteidae
Gene: neto2a
Product: neuropilin (NRP) and tolloid (TLL)-like 2a
Cellular component (GO): postsynaptic density
Molecular function (GO): ionotropic glutamate receptor binding
Source: RefSeq, a predicted model, not a curated record
UUAGAUGAGCCUCGUUCAGGAGCGUUUCUUAGUUCAGACACGGACAGAGAGCAGACGGAGACGGACUCUCCUCCUCCUCCUCUUCCUCCUCCUCCUCCCCCUCCAUCUCUCUCUCUCUCUCCGCGCACCAUCCAUCCACACGCGUCUUUUGGAUACCUACGUCUCCUAGAGCGCGUCGGCUCAGUCCGUCCUCCAACCUGCCAUCUCCGCCGGAGUCCCGCUGGAAGAAGCCGGCCGCGCGGGGAUGAAGCCCGGCUGAGCGGCUCGCAGCAAGCGUUCAUCCUCCAGCUGGUGCCGCUUCCCUCCCUCCCUCCUUGGAGCGCGGCUCUGCGCAAUGGAUUUACGGCUGUCUGACAAAAGUUGGAUUUCGUAAGGAGCCGCGUGGACCUUAAAAUGCACAGAAAAGGACGGAGUUUUUAGUUUUAAAAAAAGAAAGAAAAAGAAGCCGUUGUUGGGUCGGAAGCACACCGUGAGAGGAGAUGCACAGAGCGUGGAUAUUCUUCUUUGUGAUGGAAGAGGCUUUUGCUCUGGCACAGAGAACCAAAGACUCCCCGGGCGAACAUGGCGGCCAGAGCCCCAGCCAGAACGACUGUGGCACGUGGGUCCGCAACAUCAACGGUGGGGUGUUCACUUCGCCGAACUACCCCACCACCUACCCGCCCAACAAGGAGUGUGUUUAUAUCCUGGAAGCUCUUCCUAGACAAAGGAUUCAGCUGGCGUUUGAUAAGAAUUACUACAUCGAGCCAUCAUUCGAGUGCCGCUUCGACCACAUCGAAAUCCGCGAUGGGCCAUUUGGGUUCUCGCCGCUCAUUGACCGCUUCUGUGGGGGAAAGAACCCGGGCCUGGUUACAUCGACGGGGCGCUUCAUGUGGAUCAAGUUCACCAGCGACGAGGAGCUCGAAGGCCUUGGCUUCCGCAUCAAGUACACCUUCAUUGCAGACCCUGAUUUCCAUCUGCACGUGGGCGGACUGCUGAAUCCCAUCCCAGACUGUCAGUUUGAAAUCGGGGGAUCGGAUGGGAUUAUUCGCUCCAGCCAGGUGGAGGAGGAGGAGAAAGUGAAGCCUGGUGAUGCUCUGGACUGUAUCUGGACCAUCAGGGCUCCUCCUCAUUCCAAGAUCUACCUGCGCUUCAUGGAGUACCAGAUGGAACACUCUAACGAGUGCCAGAAGAACUUUGUGGCCGUGUACGAUGGCAGCAGCUCCAUCGAGAACCUCAAGGCCAAGUUCUGUAGCACCGUGGCCAAUGACGUGAUGCUGAACAGCGGCGUGGGCGUCGUGCGAAUGUGGGCUGACGAGAAGAGCCGCCUGGGCCGGUUCCGCAUGCUCUUCACCUCCUUUGUUGACCCUCCCUGUUCAGGCAAUUCCUUCUUCUGCCACAGCAACAUGUGCAUAAACAACUCCCUGGUGUGCAACGGAGUUCAGAACUGUGUCUACCCGUGGGAUGAAAACCACUGCAAAGAGAAGCGAUCCGAGGGGCUUUUUCAUCAGAUCACUAAGACCCACGGCACCGUCAUUGGAGUCUCAUCAGGAAUAGUUCUGAUUCUUCUCAUCAUCUCGAUCCUGGUGCAGAUGAAGCAGCCGAGGAAAAAGGUUGUGGUUCGCCGGCCUGGUGGUUUCAACAAGGCGGGCUUCCAGGAGGUCUUCGAUCCGCCCCACUACGAGCUCUUCUCCCUGCGUGACAAGGAGAUGUCGUCAGAUUUAGCCGACCUGUCCGAGGAGCUGGACAGCUACCACAAGCUGCGGCGCUCCUCCACCAUGUCCCGCUGCGUCCACGAGCACCACUGCGGCUCGCAGGCCUCUGUGGCCACGGGCGGCGGCAGCAUGAAGCACAGCCGCACCACCCUGAGCUCCAUGGAGCUGUCCUACCACAACGACUUCUCCAAGCCGCCACCCAUGAAGACUUUCAACUCCACCUCCAGCUACAAGAAGAGCUGCUACGGCUACAAGCAGCACGCACAGACUCACGACUGCGACCAGCAGGUCAUCGAGGACCGCGUCACCGAGGAGAUCCCGUGCGAAAUCUACGGCCGCGGCGGAGGAGGGAUGGGAGGAGGCGCCAUGGGUGGAGCAAUGGGAGGAGGAGGAGGAGGGGCAUCAGGGAUUGCAGGAGGAGGGAUCGGCGGAGGGGUGGGGAUCACGGGAGGCGUGGCCAUGGCGGGCGGGAUGGGUAUGGUGGGGGGAGGGGGCAUGGCGGGCGGAAUGGGUAUGGUGGGAGGAGGGGGCAUGGGGGGGCCGAGUGGCAUCACCGGAGGAAUCGGCGGCGGGAUGGCAGGAGCCUGCGGAACCCUGGGCGUCCGUGGCAACAGCACGCGCAACAGUACCAUCAUAGUUGACCCACAGCAGCGCUCCAUGUCCAUGGACUUCUAGAUGGCGACCAGAGAAGGGGAAACAGAAGGAGCUCAUACUUCACUCGUGGAAAGAUAGGAGCGUCCCAGUCAUCUCAACCUGAUCACUCCGCUUUCCUUCUUCUGCCUUUGCUAAAAGUAUUGCACCCAAAGUCUGGUCCGAUAACUUGGAAAAUUGACGUAUACGAACCAGGGAUCACAAAGGCCAUUUGGUUUUGUUCUUCAGGACACUGGACGACGGAGGGCGAAGGGAGGAAGGCGACAUCUCGUCUCUCUUACAUUCUUCUAAUAUCUUCUUUUCAUAUGACACAAACAAGAAGAAAGUUCUCGCAUGCAGACCCUUGCUUCUCUCUUCUUGGGAGGCUUAGAAGACCGGGUAACCACUCAGAACCAAGCAGAAGAAAAGCCUGACUUUCUACAUUUAUUCACUGGACAUGCACAGAUAUAUGAUACAAAGUGCGUCUUCUAAUAAUUUGAGUCUUUAUUUUUGUCAGUGUACUGUACUGUUCAAAUCAGUAUAUAUCCUAACGAUGAUGCUGGGCUUUUAACUCUUUUUGCUCAGACGAUUUUAUGAAGAUGACAUAUGGUAACGGUCACGAGGUUGCUGUUGUUGAUGAUGAUCAGAUAUAUGACGACGAUGUUAAAGAUGUGAUAUUACUAUAAUAAUUCUGUAAUUUCUAUGGUUACCUCCCAAGUACACAGGGUGACCUUGAGUAUCUCCUCAGGAAGAGCACAUGAAGAGACCUAGGGUCUUAUUUUGGUAAGCAGUAGAGAAGAAAAAGUCUAUUCCUGCUCUUUGAGCUUUACAGCAUGUGGACAUUCAAGCUAUGAGUGAUUGUUUAUGGAACAGGAAGUGUUUGCUUGUGAAACCUUGACUGAAACAAAAUAGAAACCAUCCCACUUCCAAACCCCACCCUUACCAGGAGAACAUGUAUCUCCUUCAUUUCCCCAUGAACUCCGUGUGUAAAGACAAGCACAACCUGUUACCCUGACGAGACGGACGUGUAGCCUAUAGGGGACUCAUUUAUGGUUUUAACCCACUGGUUGUAUGUUUUCAUUCUGUUGAAUUAAAUGAGAGUUUACUCACC